Caenorhabditis angaria is the source of this 1126-nucleotide messenger RNA. The record is from the annotation of a GenBank genome assembly. Lineage: Eukaryota; Metazoa; Nematoda; Chromadorea; Rhabditida; Rhabditidae.
AUGAAGGCUUACAUAUUACUGUUUCUAAUAUUUUUCAUAAAAUAUGCAACUUCUCAAGAGGCUAAUGCUCAACUUCCAUUUUUUGCAAACAGUGAUCCAAUGAUGUCAAAAUUAUCACAAAUACAAUUCGCCGAAAUGCCGAAUAUGAAGGUUAGUGAAACUACGGUAGAGUUAGAGGGAAAGUACAAGGUAAUCCAAACUCGGACGAGUUGUGGACUAUAGGAUAUUUGGAAUAAUUAUCCAUUUUUUCUUCAUUUGAGUUUCCCUACAGGCCGACAAAUAUCCGGAUGUUGAUGCAAAUCGAAUAAUCAGCCCAUUAUUAUCACCAAUGAUGGAAGUAUUCGAGCAAAUGCAGGAAAAUCAAAGAGCUCGAGCACAAGCUGACAAAAUUGCAAAAGAUCGAGAUGAUCAUCCAUUUAGCACUUCAAAAAGUCUGUGGGAAAUGUUUCAAAGACUACAAAAACCAACAACAACUACCACACCAUCACCACCGUUAAUCGAACGAUUACUUCAACCAUAUAUUGAACCAUGGCAAAAACAAUUGGAUGAUUUCUCAAAAAAUAUGGCUGGAAUCACAUUAAUUCCAACAACCACAACAACGCCAGCCCCAACCACAACACCAUCUCAAAAUAUUCUCGAAAAAUCGCUUUCCGUCUUCUUUCCAUCUCUUCGUCGUAAACCACAAUCAAUUCCAACACUUCCACCUCCAACAACAACACAACAAACUCCACGUCUUUUCGAUCCUGAUAUUAUUGAUCGAAUUUUCUUUAAACGUGAAAAACGUCAAGCCGAUAAACCUGCUGUAGCUGCUCCAAAAUUCGAUUUAUUCACAGUUCCACCACCACCUCCAUUAUUUCAAGAAUGGGAAAAACCAAUAAUGGAUCUAUCAAAUCCAUUCACAUUAAAUCCAUUGAUGAAAAUGUUCACAACUCCAAAACCAGCUCCAACAACAAUGCCUCCACUCGAAAAACUUGAUCCAAGUAGCAUUUUCCCAAUUCACAAGAAUCCUUUACCAGAUCCACAAUUCAAACUACAAGAUCCUUUCUAUAAUCCAUUAUUUCCAAAUCGAAAAAGUAAAUUAUUCGAUUUAUUAGCUGGUGGAGAAGCUAGUCGUAUUCUUGGAUAA